Phalacrocorax carbo (great cormorant) is the source of this 3156-nucleotide messenger RNA. The record is from RefSeq and is a predicted model, not a curated record. NCBI's taxonomy places the organism in Eukaryota, Metazoa, Chordata, Aves, Suliformes, Phalacrocoracidae.
AAAGAUUCUUUAUAUCUGUGCUCUGAUUACUUUCACAAAUUUGAAACAUUUUCCUCAUUGUAUGAAUAUAGAGCACCUGGAAGUGAAGUAUACUGAAAGAAAUGCUGGCUUAUUUGGGAAAGGAGUAAUUUUGUUGUCUUUAACAUAAGAAUCCAGAAGGUCUGACCAGGCCUAAAGGUUAGCCAUCCAGACUCAUAAUCUGCUUGAGGAGGAGCUACACCUCCCUGCACCUUCAGGGGUUCACCCAUAUUUGCACUAGUAGUGAAUUCCAUCCUGUUAGACAUUUCUGGGUGGCCUUCUGCCUUUCCAAUGGAGGCCUUUUUGUUGGGUGAAAUUUAUUCUUUGAUAUUUCAUUUAAAUAACUUCGAUGGCUAUAAUUCUAUGGAAGCAGGUUACAUUUGGGGCUUGCAGAAGGUUCCCAAACAGUGCAUCGCUAGAUCUUUCUGUCUAAUGGAAAUUUAUGGCAGUGAAAAAGCAAUGUUCCUUUAUAAUGUUGUAGAAUUUGCUGAUAUUUAAUUACCUUAGCUCUAGAAAAAGGAUAUUGUGUGAUGAGGGCUGGUUGGAGGAAAAAUAGUACCAGCCUCUGUGCUGCUUCAUGCAUUUAAUUCUCAGUGGUGGCAGGAACGUGUGACGGGAGAAGGGAUCUCAGCCGAGUUCUGCUGUUGAUCCAAUUGCCCCUGAAAUGUAAGUUAAACUCUCAGAAAGGAAGGAGGAUGUUUUCUAGCUCAGGGCCCGUUGUGAUUUUGCAGGUUAUCUCAUUAAGCUACUUCAGAUCUGCAGGAGGUAUGAAGUGCCCUUGAUUUCCUGCAAUAAUUCUGUGAUGUUCAGAAAACAAUAAAUUACCCUUUUUGAAUGAAAUGCUACUGGGGAUGCCCGGGGCGGGAGUCCCUGUCCGGGGCGGGGCGGGGGUCCCGGGCGCCGCCUCCCCGGGCCCGGCGCUGGCGGCGGGAGCCCCCCCGCGGGGCCGGGCUCCGCCCGAUCGGGCGCAGCGCGGGGGCCCGAGGAAGGCGGCGCGGCGGGGGCAGCCCGCAGGAUGGGCGGCAGAGCCGGCUUCUUCGAGGUGGAAAUCCUUGAUUGGAAGACGAAGAAACAGCUAUGCUUCCUAGAUAAGGUGGAACCAAAUGCCACAAUUCGGGAGAUCAGAUUGAUGUUCCAUAAAUUAUAUCCUCGGUGGUAUCCAGCAAGGCAGUCGAUAAAACUUGAUCCAAAAGGAAAGUCCCUGAGGGAUGAGGAUAUCCUGCAGCACCUCCCUGUUGGCACAACUGCUACCUUAUACUUUAAAGAUUUAGGGCCACAGAUAGGAUGGACGACGGUAUUUUUGAUAGAAUAUACAGGUCCAUUGUUCAUCUAUUUUCUGUUUUAUUUCCGCAUGCCUUUUGUCUAUGGACUGGAUGAGAGGUUUACAUCAAGCCCGCAUCCAGUAGUUAACUUGGCAUGUAUCUGCCAUUCUUUCCACUACAUCAAAAGGUUGAUUGAAACAGUAUUUGUUCAUCGGUUCUCCCAUGGGACUAUGCCACUGAGGAAUAUUGUGAAGAACUGCUUGUAUUACUGGGGAUUUGCAGCUUGGCUUGCUUAUUACAUCAAUCAUCCUCUUUACACUCCUCCUUCUUAUGGGAAAAAACAGAUAAAUUUUGCUGUGAUCAUGUUUCUGCUGUGUGAAGCUGGAAACUUUUCCAUUCACGUUGCACUCAGUGACCUCCGGAGAAAUGGAUCCAAAAUCCGUAAGAUCCCAUAUCCAACAAAGAAUCCUUUCACAUGGCUGUUUUUCUUUGUAUCUUGCCCAAACUAUACAUAUGAGGUGGGGACCUGGAUCAGUUUCACUAUCAUGACUCAGUGUGUUCCAGUCGGACUGUUCACCUUGCUUUGCUUCAUUCAGAUGACAAUCUGGGCAAAGGAUAAACACUGCACCUACCUACGAGAAUUCAAGGAUUAUCCAAGUCUUCGAAUGCCAAUUAUUCCCUUUUUGUUGUAAGAAAAGAAAGGUUUGAUUUGAAUAUUGCACGGAACUUCAAGAAGAAAAAGCUCAUAAACCUGCUGCCAAAUAAGUGAAUUAAUUUAAAGGAUUCUGGUGCAUGUUGAAUCUCCACUGCUGAGGGAAACUGUAUGCACUUGAAAGCUACACCUCCUUACAUUCAAGAAUUCUCAGCUCAGAAGCACCUUCAAAGAAUAUGGCUUCAUCGCACAGCUGGUAGUCAAAAGCCCCUGCAGUUCACUGUAACCUGAUUGACUUAGAUUUUCCUGUACUACUCUAUUUAGAUUGAUGGAUCAGAGAUACUGAGAAGUCUGUGCUGAAAAGCAGCUCCAAAUUUAGCAGCGGCAUUCUGCAAGACAUAAGUAGCUUGGAACGGGGACAUACCAACUAACAACUAGGCAGCUCACAGCCAGCUGGCCUGAAGGCAGUUUCAUGAUUGGCCGCCUUUGACUUGAAAAAGAGCGUGUGCUGCCUGGAGGCAGGUGCUUUGUAACAAAUAACAUUACCAAAGAAUACGAAUGGUUCCUGGAAUAAAGAAAUAGGCAAUAUCUCAAAUACCUGAUUUGGGUCUAACCCCUAAUUUGCCAAAAGAAUCUGAAGUAAGAUGUGUUUGUAGUAUUUGCGGAUGUAACAGCCUGUGUUGUUGGGAUUUUUUUUGUUCGUUUUUAGACUGUUUCAUUAGGAAAUUGCAUACUAGUAAAUAAGGUUGGGGAGAUCUGAUCUCUGCUGUAUCUGUGAUAUUUGGCCUGUUUUCAUAGAACGAAUCCUUAUGACACUAAAGGACCUUUUACCAAGCGUUCUACGUCAGCAUUGUCUGAAUAAUUUGUAAUACACUUUGCAAAUACAUGAAGUGACUGCAAGUCCUCAGAGCGCUAGCUCCCUUCCUAUUUUCAGAGCCAAGGAGAAAAAUCAGCUACAUUUUGGACUUCCUGCGUUUCCUUUUUCACAAGAUGUUCAGUGGGACUUAGUUGGGCUUUGUGCAAAUCUAGUAAAAAAAAUAAAAGACUAUUACAAUCAGUCUGAAUGACAUUUUUAAAAAGCUGUUUUAGAAUAUGAAGAGAAUGCGUAGAUACUGUUUUGUUUCAUGAUUAAUUUAUUUAUCUAUAAUGGAUGUAUAGAAAGAUUUUUGCAACUAUUUGUAAGGGUGAAAUAUGCAAUAAAUUCUAGACUGUAUUUUGAAAUAA